AUGCUGCUCGGCAGGGGUCAACUGUUGAUCGCAGCGGACGGUGGUCGGCCGAAGGCCAAUGCUACUGGAGUGUCUGGCCUGGUCCCGAGUGCUGGGGAUUCAUCUAGUGGAGAGGGCUUGAAGACAUCGCCUGCAACCCCACUGAUCAAGAACAGGGAGCUGCUGACUGAGCCUGAAUUUUCGGCUAUGACAAAGAAGGCUCGUACCGAUCCAUGGGACUCUUCGAUCAACAAUGUAGACUGUGAUGUGGUGGUGGCAACCAGCCCAGACUGGUCCCACCCGGCGCCAUGA
Linum trigynum is the source of this 291-nucleotide messenger RNA. Lineage: Eukaryota; Viridiplantae; Streptophyta; Magnoliopsida; Malpighiales; Linaceae. The record is from the annotation of a GenBank genome assembly.